This is a messenger RNA of Conger conger (European conger), 1874 nucleotides long. Its product is annotated as pre-mRNA 3'-end-processing factor FIP1-like. The record is from RefSeq and is a predicted model, not a curated record. NCBI's taxonomy places the organism in Eukaryota, Metazoa, Chordata, Actinopteri, Anguilliformes, Congridae. The coding region runs from base 219 to 1820 and encodes 533 amino acids. The transcript is spliced from 16 exons. Gene Ontology annotation, cellular component: mRNA cleavage and polyadenylation specificity factor complex. Gene Ontology annotation, molecular function: RNA binding.
CUGAGAAAUAGCUAACGCUGGCUAGCUGAUGUUAUAGGCUACUCGGGCUGUUUUAUAUUGUUAUAUUAGGCUAAGUAUUGCUGCACAUUGCGCAUCGAUGUCGCGGGGCAUGCAGGUUGUGGGAUUUUUUUCCUUUUACGUAAUACCCCAAAUGCUUAUCCAUGACCAAAAUACAUAUUGACUAGAGUACAAAUUAAUACCUAAAUAGUAAAGAAACCAUGGCGACCGAACUGGGUACUUCAGAUCCGACCUCGGUACCAAACAUCGUUACCGAACCCGAGGAAGAUGAGGAACACUGGCUUUAUGGGGACGAGAACUCCGAGAAACAAAACGAGGAGAAUUUGCCUGGAUUCGAAGAGUCCACACAGGAGAGCUAUGGCACAGAGGAAAAAGACACCUCUGCUCAGGUAGCGAAAAGUGCUGAGGAUGAAGACGACGAGGACAGCGACAGUGACGAUGAUGACGUUAAGGUCACAAUAGGGAACAUUAAAACUGGAGCUCCCUCAUACAUGGCACCACCGAUGAACCUGAGUCUGAAACCAGGGAGGGGCUACUUGGCUCCAGCAGCUAAACUGCCACCCAAAGGCGUAGAUUUGGAGGCAUUGGGCAUGAACGGGCUGGAGGCAGAACCAGAGGUGGAAGCAGACAUUUUUGAAGACAAACCGUGGCGGAAACCUGGUGCUGAUCUUUCUGAUUACUUCAACUACGGCUUUAACGAGGAAACGUGGAAAUCGUACUGCGAGAAGCAGCGCCGGCUCCAACUGGGGCUUGAGCCCAAUGUUCCGCUCGCCUCAGAGAACAAGAUCACAGUUCAGCAAGGAAGAGUGGCUGUUUUGGAGAAGGAAAUGGAGGCAUCUGCUGUCAAGCAGGACUUCAAGAUGGACUUCCCUCCCCCUCCCAUCACGCUUUCUGCCGCCAGUAGACUGAAAGCUGGGCCGCCCCCAAACAGGAAGUUGGGUGGGACAAUCGAUGUGAUUGGUGGACAGACCGGUGCUAUUCGCCGGGUGGAAGGACGCAGGAGAGAAAUGCAUGAACAGAAUCCAAUCCAGGUGCUGGGAGAGCACCCAACUAAAACCCAACCAUUUGUCCCACCAGCAGGGCCCCCACCCCCGCCCAUUGGUGCUCCUCCCCCACACUUCAUGCACCCACCCCCACCUGUCGCACGAAUGCCCCCCCCUCUGCACCCCCCAGGUAUGCCUCCACCUGCCAUUCCAGGGCUGUUCCCACCGCCGAUGGCUCCGCCCCCGAGUCUGUUAAUGCCCCCAUUGGAUAGCAGGUGUCCCCCAUCUGGCUACAGCAACAGAGCUCCCCCUGCUUUUGGGUACAACACUGCAGACCCAAGUUACAUUAGCUACCCCCCUGUCUCAUCGUCACACCCACCAUGGGGGGCCUCGCUGGAGAAGGGGGGAGCAGCAGGGAGUGGGAGCCACUGGGAGUAUGGGGGCUCUCGCCGGGACAGGGAGCGGGACAGAGAGAUCGAGAGAGAGAGAGACCGCGAGAGGGAUCGUACUCCCACCACCAGCGAGUACAGCAAUGAGGAUGAUCGAUAUCACUACUACAGUCACGAGCGGGAGUUUCACCAUGCACGUGAGCAUAGUCGCGAGCGUAGUUGUGAGCGUAUCAGGGAAAAGGAAGAGCGUCACAGAGAUCGACGGCACAGGGACAAGGAGGAAAGCAAACACAAGUCCUCCAAGCGCAGGCAGCACGAGGGUGAGGAGGGGGAGAGUCAUCGCAGACACAAACACAAGAAGAGCAAACGCAACAAAGAGGAGAAGGAGGAAGGGGUGGGGCAUGGGGAGGAGCCAGAGGGCAAGGACUAGCAACCAUGUGCCACCAUCCAAUAGCACUGUCUACAUUUCCAAGAAGCCACCCCC